Messenger RNA from Lepisosteus oculatus (spotted gar), 1303 nucleotides. The record is from RefSeq and is a predicted model, not a curated record. Lineage: Eukaryota; Metazoa; Chordata; Actinopteri; Semionotiformes; Lepisosteidae.
GUUGGUGGUUCUAAUACUUCAAGUGCAGUUGGGCGAAUAAUGGGGUCUUUAUUCAAAGCGCUGUAUGUUUGGGGAGUUCUGUUGUUGAUGGGCGGCUAUUGCUACAGCUGGCGGAUUAGCAACAAGGAAAUCCCGAAGCCCAGCACUCGAGCCAGAGUGCGCCCCUACCAGUCCGGGCACUCCUAUCGUAAAGGGCAGGCCAUGGUAUCUCUUUCCCUGCAGGGCGAGGGAAGAGCUUCUGCAGCGGGCAAGACCGUCACCGUGCAGUGCCACGAGGCCACCGUGGAUAUCACGGUCAGCGCCGACCUCUACGGCAUCGGCACGCCCGUCCGCGCCGAGGAGUUGCGGCUCGGCCCGCUCUCGGCUGGCGGCUCCUGCGGCGCGGCGGCGGCCGGGUCCGGGGGCUCGUUCCUCAUCCGCGCCAACCUGAGCGACUGCGGCACCGCGCUCUCGUUUGUGGGUGAGAUGCUGAUCUACACCAAUCAGCUUUUCUACACGCCCGCCCCCUCUCCUGGCGGAAUUAUAAGGAUGAACGGCGCAGCCAUUCCCAUCGAGUGCCGUUAUGCCAGGAGAUACAACGUGAGCAGCAAUGCUCUGAAGCCAACCUGGGUCCCCUUCACCUCCACCAAGUCUGCAGAGGAUGUCCUGGACUUCACUCUGACACUCAUGAACGAUGACUGGAGCUCCAAGAGGUCCUCCAAUGUGUUCUACCUGGGGGAUGUCCUGAACAUCGAAGCCUCCGUCACCCAGGCCAACCACCAGCCCCUGCGGCUCUUUGUGGACAGCUGCGUGGCCACCUUGGUCCCUGACCAGACCUCCACCCCCAGCUACUUCUUCAUUGAGAACUAUGGGUGCCUGACUGAUGCCAGAGUGACCGGCUCCAGCUCUCAGUUCAUGCCAAGGUCAGUGGACACCAAGCUGCAGAUGAAGCUGGAUGCCUUCAGGUUCCAUCGGGAUCCCCGGAGCUCAAUCUACAUCACCUGCCGCCUGAAAGUGGCUCCAGUCUCCCAGGUGGACAUGAAGAACAAAGCCUGCUCCUAUACUGGUGGGAGGUGGAAGUCAGCAGAUGGGAGCGAUCAGGUCUGUGGCUGCUGUGAUUCCAGCUGUGGGAGUGGCUUCAAAUCCCGGGCUUCUCUCCGCUGGAAGAGAGGGGACUUGUCUUCCACGACUUGGUUGGACUGGAAGAGUGAUGCUACAGUGGGUCCCCUAGUUGUUUUGGAUGGGAUGCAGGACCCUUUGGAAGAAGCUUUUGUCUGAAUGAUGGGGCUGAUAACCUGGAUCUUCUGGGACCCUGGUCAGACAA